Molecule: messenger RNA, 1395 nt
Organism: Iphiclides podalirius (scarce swallowtail)
Lineage: Eukaryota; Metazoa; Arthropoda; Insecta; Lepidoptera; Papilionidae
Source: the annotation of a GenBank genome assembly
AUGCGCAUGCAGCCGGCGUUUCAAACAUCAGUGCUAAACGCAAUCAGUUGGGACAAUCUGCCUCUUCUCACAAUGGAGCUGACUGCUAAGAGGAAUGCAAUGAACGCUGUGCAUCAUAGUUUGCUGGCGGAAGCGAACUAUUUCAAAUUCACCCUCGUCGGAUGUUAUAACUUACCGAACAUCAAUCACGGGUUUACCGUUUACACAGCAGCAUCGAAGACAACCAUGUUCAAUGAAACGAAAAUGAGCAUCAUCAAGUUCGACGAAGGGUACAGGGAUCCAAAACAUUUUACCGACACCAGCUUCUAUCCAAAAUGGGAAAGUUUAAGACUUGAUGACAGUAUAAAUUCACAAAACCCCGUGAAAUUGGACUACGGACUAAAUUCCAUACAAAAUGACAAUGGAAUAUUUUUGGAAAAAUAUUUAACCGAGUCAUCUAAAUGUACUUUCUUCUUCCACUUCUACAGGCUUCUUUCUAAAGGCUGUAUCAUAUUGAAGAAAGAUCCAGAGGCAGCGGAGCAAUUCUUCUUAGCCCUAUUAUUCUUUCAUCCAUUCUGGCUGGUUGGUUUGAUAGCCGCUAAUGCGUUCUUCUUAAAAAGGGAAUAUUUCGAAAUAGCUGACAAAAUUAUGGAGUGGGUUAAAAGAACCAAGGCCGAAGGCUCAUCAGAGCUGUUAAAUAUUGCACGAGCCUGGGAGCACGAGUUGGGCGAUUGGUGGGAGUCGACGCCCCUUCUGCCAGGCACCAGUUUGUACUACGACGCCGCGGACCUACUGUUGAGGAUACGCGCGAUAAAUUUAGCGGAAGUUUGCAUCGCACAAGCUUUCACGAAAUAUGGCGGGUGCCCAGUAUAUUACCAUCUGCUAGCGUUGUGUUGCCGCCUUAGAGGAGAUAUUGACAAUGCCCUGUGCCACAUUCAAGAGGGGAUCAAGAAGUUUGGCGAGAAAAGUUUCUUACGGGCAUUGGAGGCGGAAUGCUACCACGUCCAGAAAAACAACUCAGCGUCUGUCGCUUCUUUUGAAAAGGUUGGCGCGAAUUGUGGCUCUUACUGUACACUCCUCUCGAUCUUGAGCGGUGGUUCGGAACGGUCUCGGCUUCUGCUAGCGGAGUUGUUACGUCGUCAGCCCAGUGCCUACUCAUGGCUGGCUUUCGCCGACGAAUGGCUCGCGUUGGCAAAAGAAGAAAGAAAAAAGACCCGUUCUUUGGAUUACGAGUCUUCAGCUGUUAAGUAUGCGAUCGCGUGCGCCACUGAAGCGCUUAAGAUAGACAAGAAGGCGGGGCGGGCGUGGGCAUUGCUCGCGAAACUAGUGACGCCAACAGCAAGGAAAGUCUACUGCGCAAGAAUGGCCGUUGCAGUAAAAACCCCUAUUUUUUUAAACCCUUAUUUCGAAGAUAUG